Molecule: messenger RNA, 2719 nt
Organism: Rubroshorea leprosula
Lineage: Eukaryota; Viridiplantae; Streptophyta; Magnoliopsida; Malvales; Dipterocarpaceae
Source: the annotation of a GenBank genome assembly
CAUUGACAAAUCGUCCAAAAAUAAUGAGUUGAACAAUUCAAAGUCUGCGCUAUUGGCAAAAAAAACAUGAGAGAGAGAGGUAGAGAGAGAAACAGGGAUUCAAGCUACAGGCUCCAUGCAAGAUCGGGACGAGCAGCACUGAGCAGAGAGUAUGCAGGAUCACAAGGGAGAAGCAGACAAAGGAGGUCAGUGAAUACAGGGUACAGGAAAGUUAGCAGAAGUAAGAAGUUCAACCAUGAUUGGGGGUACAACAAAGGAUUGUAUAAACAGGCUACAACCUUUUUCUUCUCAAAUAUCCCAAAUGAUUGGAACUACAAUGACAUGUGGACAACUUUCGAUAGAUAUGGCAGGUUGAUAUCAAUCUAUAGUCCGCAAAGAAGAAGUCAAUCUGGAAGGAGGUUUGGUUUCCUCAAGUACAUUGAGGUAAGAAAUGUGAGGGAUCUGGAAGAGAAACUGGACCAAAUCUGGGUUGCUGGGCGGAAAAUAUGGGUUAACAUUGCCAAAUACACUGAGGAGAAGAUUGUAGCCAAGAAGAAAAGUCUACACUCAAAUCCAUCUAUUGUGGUAGAAGGGAAAUCCUAUGCAGAUGCUGUUAAAGGCCAGGAGGAAAUGAAAUAUGGCAAAACAGGGUCUCAACUAAAGCAGAUAAGGCCAGAGACGAUGAAUGGAAAAAAGGGAAGCAUCCCCAAAAACAGUAAAAUAGAGCAAAGAAAGAUAUGGAGAGUAAAAAACAGAGGGACAGAAUGGAGAGGAUUGGAAUACAAUGUGAAGGAAGAAGAUUAUGAGUGGCUACAAGGCUGCUAUGUUGGUAUUGCCCAUUCAGUUGAGAUGGUACCCAACAUCCAAGAGAAAUUUUAUAUAGAAGGGUAUUUCUCAUGUCGGCUAAGGGCGAUGGGAGGCAAGAUGGUUCUCAUGGAUUGCGAGGACAAAGAAGAACUAAAGGAUUUAGUGCAGGGAGCUGCAGAUUGGUUUGGGCAAUGGUUCUCUGAAGUUAAACCUUGGUCACCUCUUAUGGUGGCAAAAGAACGGUUCGUUUGGAUCAGAUGUCAAGGAACCCCUUUGCAAGCUUGGGGUCCUGCGUUCUUUGAGUCAAUGGCAGUUCCAUGGGGCAAAUUUAUAUGCCUGGAUGAUAGUACAAGUCAGAAAAGGAGAUUUGAUAUAGCGAGAUUCCUCAUAUCAACCCAGAUAAUGGACCUCAUCUCAGUCAAAAGGCAAAUUACAGUGAAUGGGGAGGUGUACUGUCUCAAGUUCACUGAGGAAGAGAUGACUAACAGUCUAUUUUCUCUGAGAUAUGAUUUCUUACCCAGCUUUAAAAGAACCAACUGGGAGAGGGCCGGGGAAGAAGAAAAAGCCGUUGAUGAUACAGUGGGCCACAGUACAAAUGACAGAAGGCACGCCGUCAGUUCAGCAAACGAGGAAGAGUUUGAAUUAGAAGAAAGAGGUGCUGAAGCGAGACAAUUUGAAAAAGCUGAAGGGAGUCCCCAAUGCCGGCUAAAAGAAUGGGAAACUGAAGAAGAAGUAGCUGACAGCAUUGACGAAGGAACAGUGAAUGAAGUUCAGGAUGGACUAGAUGAGAAAGGUAGGGAAAAAGAAGCUAGUACAAACAACCAAACUAGCUCAGACCCUAUCCAAGCAUCGAGGGAUGAGUUACGGGUUGAGCAAGCUGCACAAACAAAAGGUAAAAUGGGCCACAAACAAAAUGUUGUAAAGGGCUUGGUAGAGAGGCAAUGGGCCUGCAACAAAAUGGGAACAAUAGAAUGGAGGGGGCCCAUUCCACUAAAUAAAAAAGCAAAAAAGAAAGGGAGCAUAAUAAACAUGAAAGCUCUGGAAGAUGUCCGAAGAACCCAUAGCCGCUCGUUGAGGGCAGAUAAGGGGAUCGAAGACAGCAGCGGGAUGGAAAGGUCGAACAAAGUAGGAGAUUCUGCUCAGCGGGUGUGUGAAGAUGAAGGAAUGCAGCUGCAGAUCUCAAAGCAAGCACAUGAAGUGGGGAUUUCUGCUCAGGUGGAGCACGUAAAAGAGGAAGUGCAGCUGCAGAUCUUGAAGAAGAAGGGAUCGAAGGGGGCUAAGGAGGUAAUCUCGAUAGAGAAAGAGGGGGAUCCGGUUCAGUUGGAGCACAAACAUGAAGAAGCGCAGCUGCAGAUCCAAAAGCAGAAGGGAUUGAAAGGGGCAGAGGCAGGAUUUUUCGAAGAGCCAGAAGGGAUCCCUGUCCAGGUCCUAGUUAACAAGAACAGAAAGAAGAGGACAAAGUCAUGCCGCUCGGUGUAUCUCAAAGCACAGCUGUCAGGGGUGAUGAUUCGGAACAACAAGGGUAGAGGGAGAUCCAAGGAGAGCAAGCCAGGAAAAGUGGGUUUUCCAGAAUUUUUGUCAAAUGGAAGGGACUCAGUGGCGGGAGACUCAGUUGGGGAUAGCGGGAUUGAGAAUUGCAACCGAAUCUUAAAAGAGGAACAAAGCAGGAAAACAGCAGAAGAUCUAUGGAAUUUUGCAAAAAGAAUUGGGGUGGUUGCAGAGGAUGAGGUAGGUGUAAUUCGGGAUUUAGAGGAGAUGGAGAAAAGAGCAGAAAAGAAAAAGAAGCGGAAGGCUCCAAGGGAGGGAACAAGCAUAAGAAGGUUAGUGUUUUUGCCCCAUGAAUUUGAUGUCUUAUAAUAUUAGAGGGCUAGGAGGUGUCGGGAAGAAAAGACACUUGAAGGAAUUAAUAAAUAAAGAAAAAGUGGAUUUUUUA